AUGUCUUUAAAUACGGCUCACGCCAAUGAUAAUGGCGUUCUUAUACAUUCAGGAGAACAAAUAAUUUUGUACUCUGAUGAUGUUACUAUGGAAUUUUCUGGUCAAAAUCAACAAGAAUUUAAGGGAUCAAAAAGUGGUCGAAUUUAUUUGACAACCCAUCGUAUGAUUUUCAAUAAUAAGAAAAAAAAUGACAUGCUUAAAUCAUUCAGUUUUCCUUUUGUCACUAUGAGAGAGGUUGGUUUGGAACAACCAGUGUUUGGUGCUAAUUACAUAAAAGGGAUUGUUAUGGCUCAGCCUAAUGGUAAUUGGUCUGGACAAGCAAAAUUUAAAUUAGUUUUUAAAUCUGGUGGUGCCAUCGAUUUUGGCCAAGCAAUGCUUAAAGCUGCUUCAUUCGCUAAAAGAAAUGCACCUUAUGGACCUCCACCUCCUUAUGUGAGUCCAGAAGGACCAUUCCAUCCAGCUCCACCCCCAGCCUAUCAUCCCGAACCGAAUGGAUAUUAUGGGUGGGUGCCUCCCACCAGAGCUUUUCCAAAUGCACCUCCACCCAACACUGUGUUUAUGACUAGUGCACCUCCACCAUAUGUUGGAAUUUUCGGACCACCAAGUGAUCCCUACGCUGGAGCUUCUGGUCCACCACCACCAGAUCCGAAAGCAGCUGAAGCUGCUCAAUCAGCUUAUUAUGAUCCCAAUAAGCCUCAGUUUGCUUAUGUGCCUCCCCCAUCAUAUUACGAGCAUCCACCAUCAUACCAGCAAGCAAUGUCGAAAAAAGAACAAUAA
Messenger RNA from Pediculus humanus corporis (human body louse), 777 nucleotides. Its product is annotated as WW domain-binding protein, putative. Bases 1 to 777 code for a protein of 258 amino acids. Lineage: Eukaryota; Metazoa; Arthropoda; Insecta; Psocodea; Pediculidae. Gene Ontology annotation, molecular function: chromatin DNA binding; transcription coactivator activity. The transcript has 7 exons. Gene Ontology annotation, cellular component: nucleus. The record is from RefSeq and is a predicted model, not a curated record. Gene Ontology annotation, biological process: positive regulation of DNA-templated transcription.